This is a messenger RNA of Drosophila ficusphila, 1258 nucleotides long. RefSeq lists its product as uncharacterized. The transcript has 4 exons. The record is from RefSeq and is a predicted model, not a curated record. The coding region runs from base 88 to 1083 and encodes 331 amino acids. Lineage: Eukaryota; Metazoa; Arthropoda; Insecta; Diptera; Drosophilidae.
CCCCAAAACCCGACAACACAACAUCGUCCUACAAAUAUUGCUGAAUAUUUAACUCCUAACAUAUAUUUAAAGAAAUAGUUAGCCAAGAUGCCGCGCUAUAAGCCCACCUUUAAAACUGAUGUGAUCGGCAAUUUGGACCUCAACCCGGAGGUGGCCGUCGAUGAUAUUCGCGUUUCUCGUCAGCAGGAUCAGUUCUUCGUUAAGCCACCAAACUGGGAUUCCGCUGGGGAUACCAUUGAAAUGCUUUAUAUAGCCAAUCUGAGAGAAUACGAUGCCAUGAAACAGGUGCAAAGGCAAUUGCUAAAGGACGCCAAACGCCAAACGGCGUUGAAUGUGCAGCGCAUUCGCAAGAUGUACAAAAUUCAAGAGCGCCUGCGCAAACGAUUUGUGGAGGUCAAUGGGUUCAUCAAGGAUUGUGCGGAUAAGAAACGCAGUGCCGAUAAGUCCAUUCGAGAGGAGUCGGUUCUCCACGUGGAGGUUCUCAAGGAAAUAAACGAGUUCAAGACCUCUAUUGCAGAGUUGAGUACUUUUCGUAAUGCUUUGAAAGCCACGGUGGCACAAUUUCAACCCUACGAAAGAGUUCUGGAGGAAGUGGUCCAGGUAUCAGAUAUUUUUGUAUCCUCUAAGGACUGCAUCGAUCGGUGCGAUGCUUUGAUGCUGGCCCAAGUGGAAAUCAACAAGCUGAAGAGCGAAAAACUCCACGAAAUCGAAGAAAUGCGCAAGCGAAUGGUGGCUAUUACCAGUGAAGCGGCCUUAACCGUUCUGGGUCUUAAAAACGAUCUGGCCCGCUUGGACCGAUCCUAUGUGAACUCGCGAGCCACUUGCCUCAAAUGGGAAAAGAUAUUAAGCGCCUGCAAGGACACCACUUCAAACUACAAUCUCGACAAGGAUCGCAUGUUCGAUGGCAUUCAGAUUCUCUAUCGCAUGCUUUGCAAGCGUCGCGACAUUGUUCCUAGCUAUCACAGCUAUGAGAUCGAUAAGAUCUUGACGUUUUCCAUGCGUGAAAUAAGUCUUCUGUCUUCGGUUAUUCAAGAAUUGGAGUCCACAAAAGGCGAUAAAGUUGGCGGAGGACGCUUGUGUUAAACGGAAAGGGAACAUUUUUAAAGUAUUACUUAAAGUAAUACCAAAUUUUUUAUGGACGCUUAUAACUGAACAUUCGCAAGAAAAAAAAUGUUUUAUGUUUUUAGCCAAUAAAUGGGUUUUUUUGCCAUAAUAAAAGAAAUAAUGGUCAAAAUAUGCAAUGUCAUACCUAGACAAA